This is a messenger RNA of Zalophus californianus (California sea lion), 3332 nucleotides long. It is a transcript of the gene GGA1, whose product is annotated as golgi associated, gamma adaptin ear containing, ARF binding protein 1. NCBI's taxonomy places the organism in Eukaryota, Metazoa, Chordata, Mammalia, Carnivora, Otariidae. Gene Ontology annotation, cellular component: trans-Golgi network. The coding region runs from base 689 to 2428 and encodes 579 amino acids. Gene Ontology annotation, biological process: vesicle-mediated transport; intracellular protein transport. The record is from RefSeq and is a predicted model, not a curated record. Gene Ontology annotation, molecular function: phosphatidylinositol binding; ubiquitin binding; small GTPase binding. The transcript is spliced from 18 exons.
CUCUCGUCCCCCAGUCCCUCCGCUUUCUCUCCUGCCUGAACGCCGUGGACAAGAAGGCAGGCGCCGGGUCCCGCCCGCGACGUAGACACCACCUGGGGGGAGGAGUUGGGAGAGCAGGUGACGCUCUAGGCGAGCUCGUUCGCGUCUCUAUGGUGCCGAGCGCUCCUUUGCGCCUCUCCCUUGCGUCGGGGCGGACGUUGCCCCUUUAAUCGGCGGAGGGCGGUGCCGAGGAGGUCCCGCGAGAGCAGCGGGGGGGCGGUGCCGAGGCUGGGGGCCCGUGGCGGGAUGGAGCCCGCGAUGGAGCCGGAGACUCUGGAGGCGCGAAUCAGGGAAAUCGGUGUGUGCCCAAGAGGCUGAGAUGCAGUGCAACAGCAGGCUUGGGCCCCCUGAUGAAGAUCAGAGCUGGGGGCCACACAGGAGAGAGCUGAUCCAGCAGUGCCACCCUGGGCAGGAGCCAGGGUUAGGGAAGACUUCGUGGAGGAGGUGAUACCUGAGCCGCACUCCUCACUAAGACAGAGCCACAAAUCCCCUGAACAAGGAGCUGAAUUGGGCCAGCAUCAACGGCUUCUGCGAACAGCUCAACGAGGACUUUGAGGGGCCUCCACUUGCCACCCGGCUGUUGGCUCACAAGAUCCAGUCACCACAGGAGUGGGAGGCGAUCCAAGCCCUGACGGUGCUGGAAACCUGCAUGAAGAGCUGCGGCAAAAGGUUCCAUGACGAGGUGGGCAAAUUCCGCUUUCUCAACGAGCUCAUCAAGGUCGUGUCUCCCAAGUACCUGGGCUCACGGACAUCAGAGAAGGUGAAGAACAAGAUCUUGGAGCUCCUCUACAGCUGGACGGUCGGCCUGCCCGAGGAGGUGAAAAUUGCAGAGGCCUACCAGAUGCUGAAAAAGCAGGGGAUUGUGAAGUCUGACCCCAAGCUUCCAGAUGAUGCUACCUUUCCUCUUCCUCCUCCACGACCCAAGAAUGUGAUCUUUGAAGACGAGGAGAAAUCCAAGAUGCUGGCCCGCUUGCUGAAGAGUUCCCACCCCGAGGACCUCCGAGCAGCCAACAAACUCAUCAAGGAGAUGGUGCAGGAGGACCAGAAGCGGAUGGAGAAGAUCUCAAAGCGGGUGAGUGCCAUUGAGGAGGUGAACAACAACGUGAAGCUGCUGACAGAGAUGGUGAUGAGCCACAGCCAGGGCGGAGCCUCAGCUGGCAGCAGCGAGGACCUCAUGAAGGAGCUGUACCAGCGCUGUGAGCGGAUGCGGCCGACGCUCUUCCGACUGGCCAGUGACACGGAGGACAAUGAUGAGGCCCUAGAGCCCCCAUCUUCCUUCAGCCUGGUCUCUCCCCUCCUGCCUGUUCCAGCCGAGAUCCUGCAGGCCAACGACAACCUCACCCAGGUGAUCAACCUGUACAAACAGCUGGUGAGGGGUGAGGAGGUCAACGGCGAUGCCGCAGCCGGCUCCGUCCCUGGGAGCACCUCAGCCCUGCUGGACCUCUCCGGCCUGGAUCUCCCUCCUGCGGGCACCACCUACCCAGCCGUGCCCACCUGCCCUGCUGACCUGGCCAGCCCCGAGCAGCCUAGCACCUCAGUUUCCCUGCUUGAUGACGAGCUCAUGUCUCUGGGCCUAAGUGACCCCACACCCCCUCCAGGCCCAAGCUUGGACGGUGCUGGAUGGAACAGCUUCCAGUCCUCUGAUGGCGCGGAACCCCCAGCCCCGCCUCGGGUCCCCGACACGGACAGCCAGGCCUCCGUGCAGACGUCCCUGCCAGCGAGCAGUGGUCUGGAUGACCUGGACCUCCUGGGGAAGACCCUCCUGCAGCAGUCACUGCCCCCGGAGUCCCAACAAGUGCGGUGGGAGAAGCAGCAGCCGGCCCCCCGGCUCACACUUCGGGACCUGCAGAAUAAAAGUAACUGCAGCUCGCCCAGCUCCGGGGCCACUGGCCUCCUCCACGCCGCGUCCCCCGAGCGCCCCGGGCCUCUGCAGCAGCCCACGGCGACUGAGCUCUCGCUGGCCAGCAUCACUGUGCCCCUGGAGUCCAUCAAACCCAGCAGCAUCUUGCCGGUGACGGUGUAUGACCAGCAUGGCUUCCGGGUCCUCUUCCACUUUGCCCGGGACCCGCUGCCCGGGCGCUCCGACGUGCUGGUGGUGGUGGUGUCCAUGCUGAGCACUGCCCCCCAGCCCAUUCGCAACAUCGUUUUCCAGUCGGCUGUGCCCAAGGUCAUGAAAGUGAAGCUGCAGCCACCCUCAGGCACAGAGCUGCCGGCGUUUAACCCCAUCGUCCACCCCUCAGCCAUCACCCAGGUCCUGCUCCUCGCCAACCCCCAGAAGGAGAAGGUUCGGCUCCGCUACAAGCUUCUCUUCACCAUGGGCGACCAGACCUACAACGAGAUGGGAGAUGUGGACCGGUUCCCCCCCCCCGAGACCUGGGGGAGCCUCUAGAACAGGGAGGGGCUGGGCAGAGGAGGGGCCACAGGACUGGGCACCGUCUAGCCUGGGUGGGGGGCUGUGGUGGCCUAGGGGCACCCUUUGGUCCCGUGGCAAUGUCCCCCGGGCCUGGUGCUUCUCCCCGCACCCCUGCAGCCCCCUCCUUCCUUGCCCCCUCCCCUGCGGAGCUGAACCCAGCAGGAGGCCGGGCCUGGGUUUGCACUGCUGGGGACCUUCGCCACAGCGGGGAGCCUAUAGCCGGGAACAGCUGCGUGGCCCUGGAAGGACUUGGGGUCAUGGGGGAGAAGCAUGGCUGUCGGGCAGGGGCCAUGACCUCAGGCCCAGCCCUGACCCCAGCCUGGAGUGGGGUCAUCCCCACCUGUCUCUUAUGCCUUAUGGGAAGGCCCAGCCAUAACUCGGGGGGCUAUGCUGGUGCGGGAACCAGCUCAGGCCUCCUCCAUAGGAACCGGGUGACUGGGGGGGGGGGGGGUGACGUGUACACCCCCAGCUCUUUGCACUCUCUGGUGUGUGGUUUGACUCUGCUUUUCCUUCUCAGUGGCCCUGUGGUCACCAUCUCAGGAGGCCCAGUUGGGGGAGCCCCACCUGUCCCCCACUCCUUGUGGGGGUUUCACUCCACCCGCCUGCCCCCUUUGCCGUCAGGCCUCCUGAGGGGCUGUGGGGGCUGUGACUGCUGGCCCGGAGGUCGUGGCAGACCUGGGUGCCCCGGCUGGGGGCUCCGGGGCCCCUGGCCAAGGGAGGUCCUGCACUGGAGUUCUCAGCCUCUGCCGGAGCCUCCUGUGGGCGGCUCACCUCUGCCCAUCCGUCUGUCUGUGGGCCGAGUGGGGUCAGUGUGUGAGUGAGAGCAGGAGUAUUUAUGGAAAUAAAACGUCCUUUUUCCUGGACCAGCUGCCCUCCGGGC